GAUAAUCGAACAAAGGACUAAAGGAGUUGAUUUGAUACGAUACAAUGGCGAAGGUCGUUUUAAACCUUUUUGUCUGUUGAAAAGUUUCAAAACUUGGUGGUGAACUUUUGAUUUGAUGUGACGUCAACGAAAAUUGAACGAAAUAAAAAGAGAGAAGGAAAAAAACGUGAACUUUAGUCAACUAAAUUGGUUCACGAGAUACGACAAAAGCCAAAUACUUUUUUCUGAGAAUCAAACUUUUUAAACUGUAACAUAUUAUUGUGACUCUCCCCGCUGUAACAUUAUGGAGAGAUCUAAACUGUAACAUUUUGGUGAUGAACGAAUUUCGUUCUGUGAAAUCUUUUCUUGGAAACCACGUGGCCGUGCAUUCAGCGGACGAGGCUCGUCGUCAAGCAGACCCAAAUCUCCACAAACAUGGAACGAAAAUGAGAGAGGGGGGAUUGCUGCCAGGUCACCGCUGGGUCACCCGACUGCUUUUAACAUCCAGCAUCAUCGGCGCAUAUGGAAAUUUGCCCAAGCGCUUCUUCCUGUUUCCGGUCGGCGCAUGCACGGAUAUGAAAUUGAAACAACCCGGAGGAACUUCAAAAGUGAACGAAGCGCUUAUUUAAUUGCGUUCGUGUGCUGCUUCCGACGAAUCUCUACAAAGGACUACUAGAUGGCUGCACCAUAUUAACACAUUCCGAUGGACGCAUGAUCGGUCUGAUUAUCAAUAGUCUCAAGCUACUUAUUUUGUGACAUCAUCUCUUUCCGGACUGACGAGUGACGACUUCCAGAGAAACUUCCAGAGAAACGAAUUCAACAGACGUGGAGAGAUGAGUGAGAAACUUUUGAUACUGGACGGAGGACUCGGCACGCUGCUCUAUCGCAGAGGAGCUUUCGUCAAAGGCGAUCCAUUAUGGUCAGUUCGCUGUUUGGUGUCCAAAGAACUGGAAGGACGUCGCCAGCUGCUUCAAGCGCACCUGGACUAUUUGGCGGCUGGAGCUGACAUCAUCAAAACCAACAGUUACCAAAUGAGCACGGAGAAUCUCCGGAAGUGUCUGCCAGGCCUAUCCCAAGAAGAAGCUUUGGAAAUGAUGAAGGAUUCGGUCCGUAUCGCUAGAAAUGCUUGCGAAGAAUUUUGGCAAUCCAUUGGAGAGGAAAAAUCUGGACGGAGAAAGCCGGGGGUGGCCGGCUCUAUCGGUCCCUAUGGGGCAUGUAAAGCUGACAUGUCGGAAUACACUGGGGCUUACGUUGAUUCCAUGACAGAAGAGGAUUUGAUCCAGUGGCAUCGACCACGUCUUGCGGCUUUGCUUGAAGCCGGAGUGGAUUAUCUGGCCAUUGAAACAUUCCCGGCAUUGUUAGAGGCCAAAGCUAUUUUGAAACUUCUAAAACAGGAGGCCCCCGAUAUUCCAGCUUGGAUUUCCUUCUCUUGCAAGGAUGAACAACAUUUGUGCCACGGAGAGACGUUGGAUAGUGUUUUAAAACAUGUUUGGGUGAACAAAACUCCUGGUUUGAAAGCCAUCGGGAUCAAUUGCACUCCUGAAAGACUAAUUGGACCGCUUUUACGUUCUCUUGAUGGAGUGGAUCAUGUACCUGUUAUUCUUUAUCCUAAUCGAGAGGAGUCUUUUGAAGAUGAAGGUCCUCCAGUCGCUGCUUAUCCCAGUCGUCAAGACGAGAAAUGCAAUAAUAAUCUUUCCAAGUUAGCCAAAGAGUGGUUAUCUAUUCAUCCAAAUGUAUUUGCUUUGGGGGGUUGUUGUUUCUAUCAUCCACCAGACAUCACUAUUUUAAGCUGUGAUUUUGGCAAUUGAUUGUUUUUAAAAAUUUUUUCAGCCGAGUUAUAAUUACUUUAAUCAAUUGAAUUUUGGGCUA
Messenger RNA from Daphnia pulicaria, 1848 nucleotides. Its product is annotated as homocysteine S-methyltransferase YbgG-like. The transcript has 8 exons. The coding region runs from base 813 to 1787 and encodes 324 amino acids. NCBI's taxonomy places the organism in Eukaryota, Metazoa, Arthropoda, Branchiopoda, Diplostraca, Daphniidae. The record is from RefSeq and is a predicted model, not a curated record. Gene Ontology annotation, biological process: S-methylmethionine cycle. Gene Ontology annotation, molecular function: S-adenosylmethionine-homocysteine S-methyltransferase activity.